AUGCCCUCACUUACGGUUAUAUCGCAAGAGAUAAGUAUUUACUUUGGUAUAUUUGUUUUUAUCACUGGUACUAUUGGCGGUUCCUUCAAUAUCAUUGUGUUCCUUAGUUUGAAAACAUUUCGUGAGAGUGCCUGUGUAUUUUAUCUAACGAUUCUUUCAAUUGUUAAUAUUGGAAUACUAAUCACUGGGCAACUAACACGUAUCUUAAUAAGUGGAUACAAUAUUGAUUGGACUCAAACAUCAUUAUUCUAUUGUAAAUUUCGAAUAUAUUCUCUACAAACAUCGACAUUGAUAUCAAUGACAUGUAUCUGUCUGGCGAUCCUCGACCAGUAUUUUUCAACAUCGUUGCCAAUAAGAUAUCGACAAUUAAGUCAAAUCAAAAUAGCUCACCGCAUAUGUGGAUUAAUCGUAUGUUUCUGGGCUGUAGUCAAUUGCCCAUAUUUGAUUUAUUACACACAUAUUCAAUCUUCUUCAGUGCAGAAUCAAAUAACCUGUUCGACAACUAAUAACGCUUUCCUACAAUAUGUUAAUUAUGUUUCGGCUAUUUCAUUAGCAAGAAUUAUGCCAUUGAUUAUCAUGGGUAUAUUUGGAUUUCUAUCUCACAAAAAUAUCCAACGAUUAUCUCACCGGACACUACCAAUCAUUCGACGCGAACUUGAUAAACAAUUGACUCUAAUGAUAUUUACUCAAGCUAUUGUUGCUUGUUUGAUUAUUUUGCCGUAUAUAGUUUUGUAUUUUGUUAUGAUGAUACCAAAUUUGGAUUCGAAUACGUUGACACAGCUAAAAUUUGUUUCGUCGCUCUGUUCAGCGAUUUACUAUUUAUAUUUUUCGAGUCCAUUUUAUAUUUAUUUCUGUUCAUCGAGUCGAUUUCGUCGACAGUUGAAAUAUGUGGUGUUCGAUAUUUAUGUUCGUCAAUGCCGACCACAGCAGAUUCAUCCAAAUCAAAUCGCUCCUCAGAUUUCGUAG
Messenger RNA from Adineta ricciae, 966 nucleotides. The record is from the annotation of a GenBank genome assembly. Lineage: Eukaryota; Metazoa; Rotifera; Eurotatoria; Adinetida; Adinetidae.